This is a messenger RNA of Teleopsis dalmanni, 3286 nucleotides long. RefSeq names its product lon protease homolog, mitochondrial (gene Lon). Gene Ontology annotation, biological process: mitochondrion organization; protein quality control for misfolded or incompletely synthesized proteins; protein catabolic process. Gene Ontology annotation, cellular component: mitochondrial matrix. The coding region runs from base 159 to 3173 and encodes 1004 amino acids. The transcript is spliced from 11 exons. Lineage: Eukaryota; Metazoa; Arthropoda; Insecta; Diptera; Diopsidae. Gene Ontology annotation, molecular function: ATP binding; single-stranded DNA binding; ATP hydrolysis activity. The record is from RefSeq and is a predicted model, not a curated record.
AACAUACGGCAACAUUAAAAGUGGAAUGUGUAUGUCAAAGUAAAUUUAACUUUCGCGCUGUCAUCUCGAAUUUAUAAAACAUAUGAGAUAAGACGUAACUUCAAAAAGUGUGUGUAGAAUAUUUCGUGUCGUUCAAUUAAAAGUUUUAUAUUAUAAAAAUGUUAACACGUCUCUUGCGCCAUCGUGGCGUAGUCCGUAAGUUUUCAACUCUUACUCCGUAUGAGAGUUAUGCUGCCCGCCAGGUUUUAAUAAAUAAAACAAAAGUGAUACCAAAUCGUUUCGCCGGCGCAGCAGCACAAAUUUACGCUAGAAACUAUGCCUCUAAAAAAGACGAUGAUGAUGAAAUAACCGUGCACGAGGUCGAAGAAUAUCAACCUAAAGACCCACAGUUACCCGCAACAGUAGCAGUACCAGAUGUUUGGCCACAUUUGCCAAUUUUAUUAACUAGACGUAAUCCUGUGUUUCCAAGAUUUAUGAAAAUUAUGGAAGUCACGCAUCCAAUGCUAGUUGAUUUAAUACGCCGUAAGGUCAAACUAAGCCAACCCUACGUUGGUGUAUUUUUAAAAAAGGAUAGUGAAAACGAAAGUGAAACAAUUAAUAAACUGGACGAUGUCUACAGCGUUGGUACCUUUGCACAAAUUCAAGAAAUUCAGGACUUAGGUGAUAAAAUACGUAUGGUUGUAGUCGCGCAUAGACGUAUAAAAAUUACUGGCCAACUAAUUGAAGAUUUUCCCACUCCUAAACCAAAGAAAAUGACGACAUUGAAAUUUCCAAUCUUUAAUAUAAACUUGAACAUCCCAGCUGAAGACAAAACGUCUGAAAUUGAAAAACGAAAGGCAGGACGUAAAAGUAGACUCAGUCGAGCACGAAAUGAAAAAGGUGAUGCCGCUAAAGCUAGUGAUUCAAAAACAGAUCCAACUACUACAACGUCCAAAACUGAAACUACUAAACCUCCGACUGCUGCUACUACACCGCCAGCACCAACUAAGCCACCAGCACCAACAACGCCUCCUGCACAACCCUCAGCACCAGAACAGAAGACAACAUCGACUUCGGCUGCUGAUAAGAAAAAAGAUGAAAGUUCUGCAGCUGGUGCACAGAAACCAGUGGCACAACCUGUGCCACCUGUACUAAUGGUUGAAGUUGUUAAUGUUACUCAUGACGCGUACAAACCCACAGAAGAAGUAAAGGCUUUAACUCAAGAAAUUAUUAAAACGAUUCGGGAUAUUAUAACUAUGAAUCCACUUUAUAGAGAAAGUUUGCAACAAAUGCUACAUCAAAAUCAACGAGUUGUUGAUAACCCAGUGUAUUUAUGUGAUUUAGGAGCAUCAUUAUCUGCUGGUGAACCAGAGGAGCUACAGUUAAUAAUGGAAGAAAUGGAUAUUCCUAAAAGAUUGAUGCUAGCCUUGGGUCUUCUGAAAAAGGAAUUAGAAUUAUCUAAAUUGCAAAUUAAAAUUGGCCGUGAAGUAGAGGAAAAGGUAAAACAACAGCAUCGUAAAUAUAUUUUACAAGAACAACUUAAAGUUAUAAAAAAAGAGCUUGGAAUUGAAAAAGAUGAUAAAGAUGCAAUCGGUGAAAAAUAUCGUGAGAAAUUGAAAGACAAAAAAAUUCCAGAAAAUGUUAUGAGUGUAAUCGAAGAAGAAUUAACUAAGCUAAAUUUCCUAGAAAGUCACAGUUCUGAGUUUAAUGUAACGCGUAAUUAUUUGGAUUGGUUAACAUCACUGCCUUGGGGUGUCACAAGUGUAGAGAAUUUAAGCCUGGAUGAAGCUUCAAAGAUACUUGAUGCCGAUCAUUAUGGUAUGGAAGACAUUAAAAAACGCAUAUUGGAAUUUAUUGCUGUAAGUCAUUUGAAAGGUGGUACACAAGGUAAAAUAUUAUGCUUCCAUGGGCCUCCCGGUGUUGGUAAAACUAGUAUAGCGCGUUCAAUUGCACGUGCUCUUAAUAGGGAAUAUUUCCGAUUUAGUGUUGGAGGUAUGACCGAUGUAGCUGAAAUCAAAGGACAUAGACGAACAUAUGUUGGUGCUAUGCCUGGUAAACUGAUUCAAUGUCUGAAAAAAACCAAAACCGAAAAUCCUUUAGUGCUUAUUGAUGAAGUGGAUAAAAUUGGAAAAGGUUAUCAAGGUGACCCAAGUUCUGCUUUAUUAGAACUUCUUGAUCCAGAACAGAACGCUAAUUUCUUAGAUCACUAUUUGGAUGUACCGGUUGACUUAUCGCAUGUUCUUUUUAUUUGCACUGCCAAUAUAACAGAAACAAUACCAGAACCGUUGCGUGAUCGUAUGGAAUUAAUUGAGAUGUCAGGUUAUGUAGCAGAAGAGAAACUAGCUAUAGCACGUCAAUAUUUAAUACCACAAGCUAUGCUCAAUUGCGGUCUAAAUGAAACACAAGUAUCUAUAAGUGAUGAUGCGCUAACUACACUGAUAAAAAGUUAUUGUCGCGAAUCAGGUGUCAGGAAUUUACAAAAACACAUUGAAAAGGUAGUUCGCAAAAUUGCUUAUAAAAUUGUUAAAAAAGAAAGUACAGAAUUUAAAGUUGAUAGUGAAAAUUUAACUACAUUCCUUGGUAAACAUAUAUUCUCAUCCGAGCGUAUGUAUAAAGAAACCCCGCCAGGCGUUGUAAUGGGUUUAGCUUGGACGGCAAUGGGUGGAUCAUCACUUUUCAUUGAAACUGCCAAACGAAAAACAAUUCCUUUGUUAAAAGAUGAACAAGCGGGUACGAUACACCUGACAGGUAACUUGGGUGAAGUUAUGAAGGAAUCUGCACAAAUCGCGUUAACUGUAGCCCGCAACUUCUUACGUGAGAAAAACGAUACUAACAAUUUUCUAGAAAAUAGUCAUAUUCACUUACACGUACCUGAAGGUGCUACCCCUAAAGAUGGGCCUAGUGCCGGCGUUACUAUUGUUACUGCCCUUAUGUCGUUAGCUUCAAAUCAACCUGUACGCCAAAAUAUUGCAAUGACUGGUGAGGUUUCAUUAAAAGGCAAAGUAUUACCAGUUGGUGGAAUCAAGGAAAAAACUAUUGCUGCCAAACGUAGUGGUGUCACAUGUAUUAUACUUCCUGAAGAAAAUAAGAAAGACUACGCUGAACUACCAUCAUUCAUUACAGACGGAAUGGAAGUGCAUUUUGCUGCCACAUAUGAAGAUGUUUAUAAAAUCGCCUUCACAGAACUUAAAUAAAAAAUAUUUAACGAUAAAUUAAUGCAAAGCAUUAGUAUAAAAAACUCAUUUUUAAAUAAUAAGUAAAGGUUAAUUGUUUAUAUUUCUAGUUACAAUUUUUUUGUAAGCCUAAA